Messenger RNA from Cuculus canorus (common cuckoo), 1426 nucleotides. RefSeq names its product myomaker, myoblast fusion factor (gene MYMK). Bases 81 to 848 code for a protein of 255 amino acids. Gene Ontology annotation, cellular component: plasma membrane. NCBI's taxonomy places the organism in Eukaryota, Metazoa, Chordata, Aves, Cuculiformes, Cuculidae. The record is from RefSeq and is a predicted model, not a curated record. The transcript has 4 exons.
CACCACGGCUGUUUUCUCCCUUGUCACCAUCCAACUCGCAGAGACCCCAUCCCCUGGAGCCGCUGGACCGCAAGGCACCCAUGGGUUCGCUGGUGGCCAAGCUCCUUCUGCCCACCAUCAGCACCUUGGUCUUCCUCCCCACCAUCAGCAUCGCAGCCAAGAGGCGCUUCCACAUGGAAGCCAUGGUUUACUUCUUCACCAUGUUUUUCGUGGCGAUUUUCCAUGCCUGCGACGGCCCCGGCUUAUCAGUGCUGUGCUUCAUGCGCUACGAUAUCCUGGAGUACUUCAGCAUCUAUGGAACAGCUCUGUCCAUCUGGGUGUCCCUGAUGGCCUUGGCAGAGUUUGAUGAGCCAAAGAGAUCGACCUUCGUCAUGUUCGGCGUGCUCACCAUCGCCGUGAGGAUCUACCACGACCGCUGGGGCUACGGCGUCUACUCGGGACCCAUCGGGACAGCCGUCCUGGUGAUAACCGUGAAAUGGCUACAAAAGAUGAAAGAGAAGAAAGGACUCUAUCCAGACAAGAGCGUCUACACUCAACAAAUCGGUCCUGGUUUCUGUUUCGGGGCAUUAGCACUGAUGCUGAGGUUCUUCUUUGAGGUACCCGUUUGCGCACUCGAGCACUCUGACUUCACAAGGUGUAAAAGAUGUUACCAAGACAGGAGACCCCCCUCGCUUCACACUGCUGUGCUGAAUCCAGCCCUGGGCAAAACCCACCUCAGAUGUUGGUCUCCAGGGUUGGCCUGCCGGGGUCCGAUGACAGGGAGGAGGGUCCCUCUCUUCUUGUCCCCAUCCCCUAUUCCGUUAGCUGUGGUGUGGACAGGGACAGAUGGGACAGUGAGGGACGUGUAGGGUUGUGCUUUCUCUCUUUCCCCCUCAUUAAGCGAGUGGUGAGCACACGAACCGCUCUUUCUUCAGCCAUAAAUGGUGCUCAAAAUGGUUUUGUGAUAUGCAAGCGGGGUUUUUUGGAAACCGGGCAUGGGUGACUUAAGGACACCUCGCCGAGCCACGGCAGGGACUGGAUACAACUCAGGCAUGGCCGGAUCCAAAGCUGGCUCAAGCCAAAGACAAGACUCUCAGUUGACUCCCAGAGGCACUUGAUCUCAUGUUUAUAACCUUCUGCUCUCGCCGCCGGCCAGUCCGCCCGUCCUGCGCAAAAGGGACCAUCUGUCCCGUGCGGGGAAAGCGAUAACCCCCCGACACAGCUGCCGGUCCCGCCUGCGCUCAGCCCCGCCGUUACGGCUGCUCUGUGUAUUGGGAGCUGCUAGAUACAACCUCACAGUCAUCCCCAAGGAUUAUUUUUCAAAGCAUUUAGUAAUUGCAAAUUCUAGCAGAACAUAAAAAUGUCACUUAGCAGCAACCGCCUCCCCCCGCUCCCCAGCCUCGCCGCCGAGUCCUUUGCGGGGUAAUGAAACACUUCAUUCAAGAAU